AUUCACGGCACUAGCAUCUUGAAGAUUCCAAUGCUGUGCUUCUGCUGAGACAUAAGCCUGUUCUCUAUUGUGAACAUACAGAUUUUAUGAUCAUAUAUACAUGGAUCAGCCAACACGAUUGUUCUUGUUUUCAAUAGCUCUUCUCCAAUCCAUAUCAGGUGUAACCUCAACAAAGUUCACAGUGGUUAACAAAUGCAGCUACACAGUGUGGCCAGGCAUUGCUCCAAGUCUUAACAAUAAUCCAUUAUCAACCACCGGUUUUGUUCUUAAAACUGGUGAGUCCAGGACCAUCUCUGUGCCAACUUCUUGGAAUGGCCGUUUUUGGGGUCGAACUCAGUGCGCACAAGACUCCACUGGAAGCUUCUCUUGUGUCACCGGUGACUGUGGCUCCGAGAAGCUGGAAUGCAAAGGCAGGGCAGGCACACCACCUGCGACAUUGAUAGAAAUUUUUGUUGGCGAAUUCCCAGGGCUUGAUUUUUAUGACGUGAGCUUGCUAGAUGGGUUCAAUCUUCCUGUAGCGGUUGUUCCUCACGGUGGUUGUGGAGAAUGCAAGAGCACAUAUUGUCUGGCAGAUAUGAUCCAACUAUGCCCUUCAGAGCUGAGGGUAAUGAGCAAAGACGGAGAAGUGGUGGCGUGCAAGGGCCCUUGUGACGUAGAUACAAAAACUUGCGCCCAAAAUAGUUCCCAGCCCUCCUCCUAUUCAACACUAUUCAAGAGCGCUUGCCAACAUGCCUAUAGCUACCCGCUAGAUGAUCGUCUAAGCACGUUCACGUGUGAAGGUGCAGAUUAUAAUAUCACCUUUUGUGAAUCACCCUACGCAAAUUGGGACACUUCUGGCUCCUCGUCAUGCACGGAAACCAUCACAACAUCUCAUUACAUCAAGGAUCCAAAUACAAUAAGCUCCAAAGGGGGUUUGUUCACACUAGGGUUCUUCAGUCCAGAAAAUUCCACAAAUCGCUAUGUGGGAAUUUGGUACAUGUCCAAUUCAACUAUUGUAUGGGUAGCUAACAGAAAUCGACCAUUAAGGGAUACUUCAGGAAUUUUUAAGGUAUCUGAAGAUGGCAAUCUUAUCGUAUUAGAUGGGCAAAACCAAACCAUUUGGUCAUCAAAUGUAUCAAAUAUUUCAUCUACUACUAGUUGUCAGAUUUUAGAUUCUGGAAACCUUGUCCUAACCGAUAACUUGACGAAAACCAUAUGGCAAAGUUUUGAGCAUCCUUCAGAUACAUUGUUGCCAAGCAUGAAAAUUACAAGCAACGAAAGAGCAGGGGAGAAACAAAAGUUAACAGCAUGGAAAAAUCAGUCUGAUCCAUCCCUUGGCAAUUUUUCUAUGAGCCUAGAACAACUAAAUUUUGCAGAACUGUUCAUAUGGAAUGGAACUAGCCCCUAUUGGCGUAGUGGUCCAUGGAAUGGCCAAGGCCUUACAACAGUCCUCAGGAUGAGUUCCGAGUAUGACAAUGGUGCUGACGAGAUGGUUGUUAGGUUAUCAAAUGGGUCUGACAUCAAAGAGAUGGUUGUUUUGAAUGCAAAAGGGAAGUUAUUACAUAAACAAUGGGAUGAUACUAAGAGGAGAUGGCUAGAAACAAAUCUUUUUCAAAAUUCAGAUUGUGAUGUCUAUGGUAUAUGUGGGGAAUUCGGAAUUUGCAAUUCAAAGAGCGCACCAAUCUGCAGUUGUUUGAGUGGGUUUGAGCCAAGAAAUAAUGAGGAAUGGAAUAGACAAAAUUGGACUGGUGGUUGUGUCGGGAAAUCAACUCAGCGAUGUGAGGAAAUGAAAAAUGGGAGUUUCAAUGGAAAGGAAGAUACCUUUUUCCAUCUGCAAAAUGUUAAAGCACCAAACUUUGGAGAACAAUCAUCUCAUUCAGAAGAUGAAUGUAGAACCCAUUGCUUGGAGAACUGCACUUGUAAAGCAUAUUCAUAUAAUUCAGUGCUUGGCUGUAUGACUUGGAAAGAAAAUCUAAUUGACAUACAACAGUUCUCAAAUGCAGGAAUUGACUUAUAUAUUCGUGCAGCCAAGUCAGACUUUGAUAAGAAGAAGCAUAGAACAUUCAUCAUUAUCAUUGUUGUAGUAAUAGGAACUAUCAUUAUCAGUGUCACUUGCGCAUGCUUCUUAUGGAAAUGGAAGGCAAAACAUUCAGCAGGAAAACGGCAUAGCAAACAGGUCUUGUUAAAAAGGGAUGGUGCAAAUGUAGACAAAACAAGCGGCAAUAUUAUUGGAAAAUUGUCACAAGUUAAAUUCCAGGAGUUAUUGGUCUAUGAUUUUGAAAAGGUUGCAAUGGCUACAAACAACUUUCAAUUGACCAAUAAACUUGGGCAAGGCGGUUUUGGUCCCGUCUAUAAGGGAACACUCCAAGAUGGUCAGGAUAUAGCAGUUAAGAGAUUAUCAAGAGCAUCUGGACAAGGACAAGAGGAAUUCAUGAAUGAGAUGAUUGUCAUUUCCAGGCUUCAACAUCGUAAUCUCGUAAAACUUUUAGGUUGUUGUAUUGAAGGAGAAGAAAAGAUGUUGAUCUAUGAGUACAUGCCAAAUAAAAGUUUGGAUGCAUUUAUUUUUGAUCCAGAGAAAAGCAAACUUCUAGACUGGGGAAAGUGCUUUGUCAUUAUUGAAGGAGUAGCUAGGGGAGUACUUUAUCUUCAUAGGGACUCUAGACUAAAAAUUAUACAUAGGGACCUAAAGGCAAGUAAUAUCUUGCUAGAUGAGAACUUGAUUCCAAAAAUAUCAGAUUUUGGCAUGGCUAGAAUUUUCAAAGGAAGUGAAGAUCAAGCUAACACAAGAAGAGUUGUCGGAACCUAUGGCUAUAUGUCUCCAGAAUAUGCUAUGGAAGGAUUAUUUUCAGAGAAAUCAGAUGUGUUUAGCUUUGGAGUUUUACUAUUAGAGAUUAUAAGUGGAAGAAGAAACUCAAGCUUUUAUAAUAAUGAGCACUCUCUUAGCCUUCUAGGAUUUGCAUGGAAAUUAUGGAAUGAAGGAAACAUUGUAAAGCUAAUAGACCCGAAAACAUCUAAUCAAAACGUGGAGAAGGAUAUAUUGAGGUGCAUACACAUAGGACUUCUGUGUGUACAAGACCUUGCAAUAGAGAGGCCAGGUAUGAGCACUGUAGUUUCUAUGCUUAAUAGUGAGAUUGUCAAUCUUCCUCCUCCAAGGCAACCUGCGUUCAUCCAAUGGCAGAGUAUAUUGAAUCAAUUGACCCCAGAAGAGAAUCAAAGAUUAUUUUCUAACAACGAAGUUAGUAUUAGUGACAUACAAGGCAGAUAGCAACAUUACCAAUCUAUGAGUAAAAUAGCAUAGUUUUGAUAAAUAACUUCCUAGUUGUUACAAUCUUGGUGGUGUGAUGUAUCUAGUGCUAUGCAUGUGCUUUCCCCAUUUUUUGUGUUCUUUUUUAAUUUAAUUUCUGUUUUUCAGAUAAGGAUUCCAUCUGAAAUCAUGGUACGAAUUGUAACAUUUAGCAAUUUUAAAUCCAUUCAGGUUUUACUCAAAA
Molecule: messenger RNA, 3467 nt
Organism: Neltuma alba
Lineage: Eukaryota; Viridiplantae; Streptophyta; Magnoliopsida; Fabales; Fabaceae
Product: G-type lectin S-receptor-like serine/threonine-protein kinase At1g11300
Exons: 8
Coding region: 101-3244 (1047 amino acids)
Biological process (GO): recognition of pollen; protein phosphorylation
Cellular component (GO): plasma membrane
Molecular function (GO): ATP binding; protein serine/threonine kinase activity
Source: RefSeq, a predicted model, not a curated record